Bursaphelenchus xylophilus (pine wood nematode) is the source of this 4179-nucleotide messenger RNA. Lineage: Eukaryota; Metazoa; Nematoda; Chromadorea; Rhabditida; Aphelenchoididae. The record is from the annotation of a GenBank genome assembly.
AUGAGUUCUCCUUCGACAGCGGAGUUCUACUCCUCGAUAACAACCUUUCUGCAGUGUCUCAACUUGACCACGAAAUUUGAGGGUCAAGUCCCGAACGAGUUCCAGAUAAUAACCCAUGCAGAAGAGAAUGAUGGAGUUUUUAUUCGAUACACGUACAAUCCGUCCGAGAAAAAUGUGACGUAAGUGGGACGCGGGUGCAAAAUUUCAAUUUUAUGUGCCAGAAUUCAUCUAGUAAGUAGGUGACCCUAAUUUUGUGCAGUUUUUUAGUUCGAGAGGGAGGUAUUUUGCUGCGUUUUUGAGACUUGCCGGAUGCAAAAUGGCACGUUUUUUUGCCACCGGAUUAGGUCCGCCGCUGUAUCUUUGCUUCGCUGGUAGAUUCGGAAGUGAAGUUCUGAGGGAUUAAAAUGUGACGCAUUUGGGGUGCGCGCGAUAAACUUGAGAAAAUUUAUCAACAUCAAAUGUUACUUUCAGUGACGAGAAACUGGACUUGGUUGGCAAACAGACAGGCCUGAAAAAUUAUCGCUUUCACUUGGCGCUGGAAGAAGACAAGUUUCUCACCGGAGUUUCUGGAUACAAGGCUAAGGAGUGGGGCUUUAUCUUUAAAAUAUUUUUUUUGUAGGGAAUGCCUGGUUUUUGAUAAGAAAACCAAAAAUGUAGAUUUUUAGUACUAUGUAGAUUUUUACAACAAGAAAAGAGAACAGGGGGCCAAUGCAGAAAGCCGGCCUCUGCACGCCUCUGAGGUGACUAGACAUGGCUACCGGGCUGGGCCGUCCCGGAAUAGUUAAAAUCCAGAAUCUCGAAGCGAAAAUUGGGUUUGCUAAUGUUGUGGGUAGGUAUUUACCGUAGACCCUGGUUCUCAGUCGUUUGAAAACCUUAUACAAUCUGAAGGCGUUUGCAUUCAAUACUUUAUUGAGGAGACCCUACGUAUACGCGUCCGUAUGCGGAGCCUACAAUAAAACCAACUGGGGAAAAUCGGGGUGCGCAUCUCUCUUUAACCCGGCGCGCGGGGCUAUGAUUGAUUACGCGCCACGACACUAAUGACAAUAAAUGGAAUGUCAAAACACAAUUUUUUGAAGGUAUUUUUGUUUUUAGAUACCUACGGGACACAGUACAGGGUGUUUCAAGAAAUUCCGCGGAAAGUCGUCGUCGAUUUCUCGGCGCUCAGCCACGAUAUCCAAAAAAUUUUUUUUGCAGUAGGAAGAAGGUAGUGGGCGGUUUUUUGCCUAAAAAGAUUUUUUUCUACGCCGACGCGGAAUGCAAUGUAUUUGGCGGAGAUAUUUGAUAGCUUUUUUGACAAUCCCACUUAUCUCAAACGCUGUAUUACGAAUUUUGACGGUUCAAAAGAGGAUGAAUCUUGAUGAUUGAAGGAGGAUUUGCAUAUUUCUAUGUUUAUCAAGCAUUCGGCGAAGGUAUGGCGGACGCUUUCCAUAUCGGCGGAGGCCAUAACUCAUCUUCGGACAAAGACACAGAGCUGGGAAAUGGCUCGAAAUGAUUCAUGCGCUCAGCACUGGGGUUGAUCAGAGCACAUGAACCAUUUUGAGCAAUUCCCCAGCUCUGUAUCUUUAACCAAAGAUGUGUUAUGGCCUCCGCCGAUUCCUCCGCCAAACUGAGAAUAAAUUUGAUUUUCAUAAGAAAUGAUGAAGGAUGGUGUCAACCAGAGCACAGGAAUCAUUUCGAGCCAUUUCCCAGCUCUGUGUCUUUGUCCGAAGAUGAGUUAUGGCCUCCGCCGAUAUGGAAAGCGUCCGCCAUACCUUCGCCGAAUGCUUGAUAAACAUAGAAAUAUGCAAAUCCUCCUUCAAUCAUCAAGAUUCAUCCUCUUUUGAACCGUCAAAAUUCGUAAUAAAGCGUUUGAGAUAAGUGGGAUUGUCAAAAAAGCUACUCUGAGAGCCGAGAAAUCGACGACGACUUUCCGCGGAAUUUAUUGAAACACCCUGUAUUUAUCCAUUUACAUGACGAUAGAAAAAAAUUUGGUCAUAACGAGCUAGACUUGGGGAGACUUUUGUUUCAAUGGGCCGGCCCGGGCCGGGCCGAAGCAAAUUUGAAACAGGCCAUGCCGGCCGACGAGCCAACUCAUCUGUGAAUUUGCAGGAUUUGCCCCGUAUUCAACAAAGCUUUCGAUUCAGAUCACUGCAUGAAAAAGUCAUUUUUCGAAAUUUUGGGACAUGAUUUGGUGAGGAUUGGGUGUUUGCAGGAAAUAAAGAAUUUACCGUUCAAAUUGAACGGAACGAAGCUUGAACCGUACGGACGCAAAACCGCGGACCAGUUCAACUGCGAGAGCAAGCUAGCAGUGUUUGGAGAUAAGAUUGUCUUCAAAAAUAAUGGAGAGGACGUCUGCAAAGAAAUAAAUUGGGCUUCGGAUCACGUUUGGAAAGCGUCGGAAUGCGCAAAGGACGAUAAAUACAAGUUGAAUACAAAGAACUUCCUACUUUUUCCAUUAGUAAGUCAAAAAAACGGGUCCCGACUUUUCGGGUCAGGGAGAGGUCGGGUCAACGACGGUUUAACGAUACCGUUUAAUGUUUCCGCUUCGGGACUAGGAAAACAGAAUUUUUUGAAGAACAUUCAGGUUGAUUCUCCACAAAAAAUCUUUUUUUUUGUUUUCUUGUCCCGAAGCGAACACGUUUUAAAAUUUUGUUCAAUUUUCACAAAAAUUCUUUUUUUCCAGUCCCGAAACGAAAAAAUUAAACGAUACCGUAUCGUUAACCCGAAAUGUCGUUGACCCGAGCUGUCCCUGACCCGAGACGCCGCACAUCAACCACAAAAAAAGUUUCAAAUCGGGAAAACUGUUUGCAAAGCUUUGUUAGGGUGCCCAAGGGUAGCUCAAAUUAAAAAUUGGAAACGAGUCGGACUGACUAAAAAAUAGUAGAUUUGAACCUUAUUUUAGACAUCUUUUGCUACUAAAUCGUUUCGUAACGAAGCAAUUGCCUAAAUUCAUUUUUCUAUGAGCAUAAUUAGAGUAGUUUUAGAGAACAAUAAGCAACCCUGUGUCAUAUACUAGCUUACUCACUCAAAAUCCAAAAAAACUGAUAUUUAGGUGACUAAAAUAAUAUUUUAAAAAUCGGUAAAUUUUGACUCAGCUAGGUCCACUAUGAUCUAAAAAGACAAUAAGAGCAUAAUUAGUGGCAUCCGCACCAGUUUAGAAGCUGUUCUAAGAACCUUGUUUUAGGUGGUAUUGGCCAUUUUUGAAAUUGGCGCAGCGAAGUUGAAACCAACUCCAAAAGCUCAGUAUAGCCUUAGAAAGCCAUCUCAACUCACAUAGAUAGUUUUAAAACUUUGACUUCAGUCAUAAACUUUCAUUAUUUUUGGUAUAAGGUCAGGUAUGCUACUAUAAGGUAAAACUUUUUUUUCGGCCUGAGAGUUAAAAUUUUUGCAAUUAAUCUCCCUUAACAGGAUGUUAUGAGAUAAUAUAGUUAAUUAAUUAAACUAUUUAACGCUGUCGGACAUUAAAAGUUGCCUAAAGUAAUAUAAUCCAUAAGGUAAAAAGCUUAAAAUCGCAUCUACUUUUUUAUUAUUUGUCCGAUUUGCUUCAAACUUCGCAUACUACCUUAGAAUACAAUAUUCUGAAGAUCGUUGCAAUCACUUUCCGUGUUUCAAUAGUUUUAGACAAGUUAUUCGGCCGCAAAGUUUGCAAAAAUUCGAUUUUCUCCGGCAGUUUUUCGCUAACCUGGUGGCCGAAGAACGCCAAAAUCCAUUAAUUAAAAAAAUAUGGGUCCUUGGUAAUGUUUCAAUUGCAGGUUCAUGUUAUUUUGUUCAUUACCCACUGCACAGUAAGCUAAAACAUUAGAGACCCUUAAAAAACCGAAUGCCAAAAAUCUUGGCAUUCUCUUUGUGGUUGAUGUGCGCCGUAGCGCCAAAAAAUUGUUUUUGUUUUAUUUGUAAUCUAAUUCUUGUUUUCAGAACUACAUUCUUAUUAAAUUUUCGGUGGGAGGAUGUAAUCCACCUGGUCCUGAGGUAUCCGAUUAUUUGAACAACACCUACGUCAAGUACCUGUACAAUCCGAACGAAAGAUCGUGGGUCCUCACUUUCUGUGAAUUAUAUUUUUUUAGAAGUUCCGAGGAUGUGACGAUUGCGCAAGAUGAAUCCCCGAAUUGGGCGCUGAUAGGAGGAGGCAUUGGCGGGGCGCUGGUGUUCCUCUUACUGCUGAUAGGGCUGGCCAUUUUUCUAAUUCGGCGAUACAAAUAG